Molecule: messenger RNA, 3046 nt
Organism: Pezoporus flaviventris
Lineage: Eukaryota; Metazoa; Chordata; Aves; Psittaciformes; Psittacidae
Gene: ELN
Product: elastin
Exons: 32
Coding region: 114-2519 (801 amino acids)
Molecular function (GO): extracellular matrix structural constituent
Source: RefSeq, a predicted model, not a curated record
CUCCUUACACACAUUCCCCCCUCCUCUUCCCCUCGCAUCCUUGGAAGCAACAAUUAAGCAGCUCUGGGAUAAAACACACAGCCUGCGGGAGCACGAGGGCAUUGCUUCAAGAGAUGGCAAGGCAGGCAGCUGCACCCCUCCUUCCAGGAGUCCUCCUCCUCUUCUCCAUCCUCCCGGCUUCUCAGCAAGGAGGGGUCCCUGGUGCUAUCCCAGGAGGGGGAGUUCCCGGAGGAGGCUUUUUCCCAGGUGCUGGGAUUGGAGGUUUGGGAGCAGGACUCGGAGCUGCAGGAAAACCUCUCAAACCAGGGGUCGGAGGCCUUGGGGGACUUGGCCCACUCGGCCUACAACCAGGUGCUGCAGGUGUCUUCCCUGGAGGUGCCUUCCCUGGGGCAGCCUUCCCUGGUGCUGCCUCUGCAGCUGCACUCAAGGCAGCUGCAAAAGCUGGUGCUGGCAUUGGUGGCGUGCCUGGAGUUGGUGGUCCUGGUGGCCUCGGGGUCUCUACAGGUGCAGUGGUACCUGGUGUGGUGCAGCCUGGGGCUGGCGCAGCAGUGAAACCCCCAAAAGUACCAGGCGCUGGGAUUCCUGGAGCUUUCCCAGGUGGUGUGCUCCCUGGUGCAGGCGUCCGCUUCCCUGGCGUCGGGGUGCUGCCCGGAGUACCCACUGGUGCUGGAGUCAAGCCAAAAGUUCCAGGAGCAGGAGCCUUUGCAGGAAUCCCUGGACUAGGAGGUUUUGGAGGUCAACAGCCCGGUGUCCCCCUGGGGUAUCCCAUCAAAGCUCCUAAGCUCCCAGGUGGCUAUGGAUUGCCCUACAGUACUGGCUUCGGGCCAGGCGGGAUAGGAGCUGGCAUUGGAGCAGGAGGAAAGGCAGGGUACCCCACCGGGACAGGAGUUGGCGCACAGGCAGCAGCAGCGAAAGCAGCAGCAAAAUACGGAGCUGGUGUCCUGCCAGGGGCUGGUGGCAUCCCAGGAGUGGUACCGGGUGCUGGUAUUGUUCCAGGGGUUGGAGUUGGAGGUCCUGCAGCGGCAGCGGCAGCAGCGAAGGCAGCAGCAAAGGCAGGAGCUUUUGGUCCAGGGGUUGGUGGUGUCCCUGGCCUUGUGCCUGGCGUUGGUGGUGUCCCCGGCUUGGUGCCUGGUGUCGGAGGUGUCCCCGGGGUGGCAGGUGACUUCGGGGGGCCAGCAGCAGCAGCAGCAGCAGCAAAGGCAGCUAAGUACGGAGCUGGGGUCGGCGUUCCCGGCAUUGGUGGUGUUCCUGGCGUUCCUGGCGUUCCUGGUGUCCCUGGUGUCCCUGGUGUCCCUGGCGUCCCUGGUGUGCCCGGUGUGCCCGGUGUGGCUGGGGUUCCUGGUGUGGUGCCUGGUGUUGGAGUGGGUGGCCCAGAAGCUGCUGCGGCCGCAGCAAAGGCUGCAGCGAAAGCCGCAGCAUUUGGAGCAGGGCGUGUGCCUGGUGUUGGUGUCCCCGGUGUUGGUGUGCCCGGUGUCGGCGUGCCCGGUGUCGGCGUGCCUGGAGUUGGCGUCCCUGGAGUUGGUGUGCCUGGUCUGGUGCCUGGGGUGGGAGGCAUUCCAGGAGUUGGAGCCCCAGCAGCUGCCGCUGCUGCCAAAGCAGCCGCCAAAGCAGCCAAGUAUGGAGCAGGUGGUCUGGCUCCUGGUGUGGGUGGACUUGCACCUGGUGUAGGUGGACUGGCUCCCGGUGUAGGUGGCCUUGCUCCUGGAGUUGGUGGCCUGGUCCCUGGUGUUGGAGGUAUCCCAGGGGUCGGAGUUCCAGCUGCAGCAGCCAAAGCAGCAGCAAAGGCAGCCAAAUUCGGUGCUGGCGUUGGAGGGGUGCCUGGUGCAGUGCCUGGUGUUGCUGGGGUGCCAGGAGUGACGCCUGGUGUCGGUGGUGUGCCUGGGCUAGUGCCGGGUGUGGGGGUACCUGGUACUGGCAUCCUCCCCGGGGCAGGCAUCCCCCAAUUAGGGGUGCAGCCUGGUGCUAAACCUCCGAAAUUGGGUGUUCCCGGGGUUGGAGUCCCAGGGAUCAGCGGUGUCCCAGGUUUUGGUGUCGGGGGGCUGCAGCCAGGUGAGUGCCCAUGUUUGGGGUGGGGCGGGAGUAUGUUCCCUGCCACAUCACACUUGUCCCGACUUGCUGUCCUCACCUGCUGCCAUCCCCUGCUGUGCACAGUACUGCCUGGGAGAGCACCUCAAACCCAGAUAGGUGCCAUGGUGGGGAUAGGGGCUUUUGUAGCCGCUUCCGUCCCUCCAAGUGACCCCAGCCAGGGUGCCCCAGUCAGGCAAGGCUGGGGUGGCACUGUUGUCAUAACCUGUCACUGGCUAUUGCUUUUUCCCCAGGGGUUGGAGUUCCCGGCUUCGGUGUGUCACCAAUACUUCCAGGUGGGGUUGCUGGUCAGCUGGGAUUUGGUGGGAAGCCCCCCAAGACCUAUGGAGGAGCCCUCGGUGCCCUGGGCUUUAGAGGCGGCGUGGGCUGCGCACAAGGGAAGUACUGCGGGAGGAAGCGGAAGUAACCGCACGUCGUCACCCAUGACCUCAUGAACUUUGGUGCUACUGCAUGGUCCAGAAUGUAAAUCCCAAGCGAAGCUGAGACACCCCCACCACCCCCCACCCCCCAAAACCCCGGACCCAACGUUCCCAGGAGGGGCCCCGUGCCUCCGGCAGCGCUUGUCCCACCCCCAGCCCCUCCAUCCCGGUGGGGAGCGCGGAAUAAACUGCGGCGAGCAGCCGUCCCCCUUGGUGCUAUUGCUCCCUGCGGGAUUUGAGGGGCUCUUGGGGUGUCGCCACCCUACCAGCCUCAGCCCUGUCCCCGGAGGGGGGAGGGCAGGAUGAGGGGCACCUCACAUUGGAGGGAGGGAAGGAGGGAAGGGGGUCCCAGCAGCGGGGAGCUGCUCGGGGAGGGAUGUCCCUGACAGCCCUGGGCUCCCCCCGGUCCCCGCGCUCCAGGGGGGCCGCGGCCAGGAGGGGCUCUGUCCCUUCAUGUUACUCACUUUGCUAUAACCGGGUGGGACGCCCUAUGCAGAGGAACUCACUUCCGACAGACAAAUAAAAGACAAGUUUUUAAAUGA